AUGGCGGCACAAAAGAGGAUCGAAGCAAUAUUAGAGAGGCUGUUUCCGGAAUCUCCGACCACCGCCACCACCAAAUCCAAGCCUAAUAAUAGCGAUAAUAAUCAUCAUAAUAAUAACGGCUCCUCUGCUUCCACCACCACCAGUAGUGCUGAUGGAGUUCGGUGGUUGAAAGGCAAGAAACGGCCGAAUGUAUCCUCUGCAUUGGGCAUACUUGGUCCAAAAUCGAGGUUAAAUCCAACGGAGGAAAUGCAGGUGUCAUCCGGUUCAAGUGGUUCAGUACAAGCUCCAUCUUGCAGACCAUGGGACCGUGACGAUCUAUUUAGGAGGUUGUCUACUUUCAAGUCCAUGACUUGGUUUGCUAAACCACAGACAAUUAGUGCAGUGAAUUGCGCUAGGAGGGGUUGGAUCAAUGUGGAUAUGGAUACCCUUGCCUGUGAAUCAUGUGGUGCACGUCUUCUUUUUUCUACUCCAUCAUCUUGGACACAGCAACAAGUUGAGAAGGCAGCCUUGGUAUUCAGUUUGAAGCUAGAUACUGGGCACAAACUACUUUGCCCAUGGGUGGACAAUAUCUGUGACGAAAAACUUGCAGAGUUUCCCCCGAAGCCAACUACUGUUUUAGUUGAUGACUAUAAAAAAAGGUGUUCAGCUUUAUUGCAGCUUUCAGCUCUCCCAAUCAUUUCACCUUCCGCUAUUGAUUACAUAAGAAGCCCUCAGCUGGAGCAAUUUUUUGGAGGACCUUCAGGUGCGGAGAAGAAUAAAUCUGCUGAUGCUAGUAGAAGUCUCAUAAAUAACCCUCCUUCAGCAUCUUCUGCUUCAUACUAUCAGGCACAAAAGCUAAUCAGUCUCUUUGGCUGGGAAUUUCAUUCAUUACCUUAUACUGUUGAUUGCAAGGUUGGAAAAGAAGAUUCUAGCAACAAUGUAAAUUUGGCAAAUCAACCUCAUCUAGCCUCUGAUAAGCUUAAUCUGAGUGUCAUCCGUUCCUCUGCUAAAGGGGUUUUGGAGGCUGAUAAUGAUUCUCAGGCUUCUGAGAGAGUUCUCUAUGAACCCAAUUCCGUUGUCUUUGAGUGCAGGCUUUGUGGUGCUAGUAUUGGUUUGUGGGCUUUUUCUUCAGUUCCACAACCUAUAGAGUUUCUGAGGUUGGUUGGAUAUACUGAAGUUGAUGGUCAAAAUGAUACUCCCCAAUCCAAGAAUAGUGCUCCUGGGACCUCCUUUUCCAGCAAUGAGGGUCGUAAUGAUUUUGCGGCUUCUACAUCUUCAAAUGAGAAGACAUGUACUUUGAAUUUGACAAUUGCUGGUGGUCCUCCACCUGCAAAGCAAAAUUAUAGAGCAACUAUAUCUUUGCCUCUGAUUGGACGGAAUUUGAGAGCUCGAUUUUCCACCAACUAUAUGGUCGGUAAAGACCAAGAAAUGGCAUUGGUGGAAGGGAAUACAUCGCAACAGGCAAAUGAUCAAGUUGGUGAACCAGUUUCCAAUAAUGAAAAACAACUUGAAAACAUGGAGGUUGUAGGAGGAGGUUUGGGUAGUGCUGACAUGCUAGUAAAAAAUGUGGGUAGUGCCGAGACAGUUGAUUCUGUAGUUGAGGACUGUAACAGGUCACAAAUUGGGGAAUUUUCCGGCUGUAAUGUCAAAAAUAAUGUUGGGAUGGUCGUUGAGACUGCCACAUGCAAAAAUGACAACUUGCCAGGUGAUAAGGAAAGUAACAAUGCUGUGGAGUCUGGAGGGCAGGCUGGAGACAGCAAUGUUCCUCACACUAGUUUGGGUAAAAGAGCUAUCUUCGUUUUUUGCAGUGUCUCAUGUUUGAACUUUUACCUUGACAAAGAAAAAAAUAGUGUGUCUUCUUUUCUGGUCUUUUUAUGA
Molecule: messenger RNA, 1857 nt
Organism: Coffea arabica (coffee)
Lineage: Eukaryota; Viridiplantae; Streptophyta; Magnoliopsida; Gentianales; Rubiaceae
Cellular component (GO): nucleus
Molecular function (GO): zinc ion binding
Source: RefSeq, a predicted model, not a curated record